GUUAUUGAAGCAUAGGUGAGAGCUGGCGUCUCCUGGCAACAGUAAACGUGCACAGGUGGCAGAAGCUCGGGCGAUGGAGCAGGUGAUAAGAGAUAUACUGCAAAAGCAUGGGAUUAAGAAAUCUGUCGAUGUCAGUGAGCUUUAUCUUGCGAGGAAAGCUCUUGCCAGUGUCUGCGACCUCUCUGGAUUCCCCAUGCUAAACUAUCUGUGGCUCAACAAUAAUAAGAUUAGGGAAAUUCCCUGCUUGACUUAUAACUACCGACUGACAGAACUGUACCUCCACAAUAAUGAAAUUACCAAUAUAACAGGGUGCCUGAACCACCUGACUUCUCUGCAGGUUCUCCUGCUUCACAAGAACCAGCUGCGGAAGCUGGGAGAGGCUGUGUCUGAGCUCAGGGGGAUGCAGUUCCUGAUGACACUCACUUUUUUCCUUAACCCAUUUGCCCAAGAUCCAGGCUAUCGGCUCCAUGUUAUUUAUUACCUACCAUCAGUUACAGUGCUUGACAGGCGAGCGUUUUCAAGCAGUUUGUUCUUCACAGCAAUAAAGCAAGAGGAAAGGAUUGCUGCAUCUCAUCUGUUUGAUCCUGAGCGAAACCGUGUCCUUCAGUCACUGGCUUUUGGAAGACGAGUAGAAAAACCCAUGAUCAUAAAAAAAACAACAGCGACAAAGGACAAAGGAGUUCCUGUAGACUACCAGGGCGCUGAUGGUAAGUAUGGGUUGAGAAGACAGCAACACAGGUUUCCCAGCAAGGACCAUCCAGAUCCUUCAGUAAUCAAAACCCUGCAAAGAUCAGUGAUGCAGUUCUCUUCCAUGGACUGGAAUAACAUACCUACUUCACAACAAAACCCCCCGGAGGACCAGCCUUCCGAAUCCCCUCGGAUUAUCACUGUGAAAUUCAGAUGACUGUCAGGAUACAGUUUCUUGUAGGGAAAUAAACGCACAGGUAUACAUCUUUGGAAAAUAAAGUGAUGCAUAUACAGUGACUCGCAAAACCCCAAAAGUUAAGAGUGCCAGUGGUUAAAAAAUAUGAGGUCAAACUUGAAUUUCUUUCAUUGGCGAUGGUCGGUUCCCCCAAAGCCUCAGUAAUUUUUGCAGUCCUAUUCUGCUGCCACCAACCUGUCAUUUCCACACUACUGGCCACUAAAUGCAAUUUCUUUAAAACCAGAUCUGACCAUGCCAUUUUUGUGCACAAAAUUUCAUGUCUUGUAAAGAAAUAAAUAUUAUGCCUCAU
This is a messenger RNA of Lepisosteus oculatus (spotted gar), 1232 nucleotides long. Its product is annotated as leucine-rich repeat-containing protein 72. NCBI's taxonomy places the organism in Eukaryota, Metazoa, Chordata, Actinopteri, Semionotiformes, Lepisosteidae. Gene Ontology annotation, molecular function: protein binding. The record is from RefSeq and is a predicted model, not a curated record.